This is a messenger RNA of Colletotrichum acutatum, 1740 nucleotides long. RefSeq names its product cellulosome enzyme. Gene Ontology annotation, molecular function: hydrolase activity, hydrolyzing O-glycosyl compounds. Lineage: Eukaryota; Fungi; Ascomycota; Sordariomycetes; Glomerellales; Glomerellaceae. The record is from RefSeq and is a predicted model, not a curated record. Bases 1 to 1374 code for a protein of 457 amino acids. The transcript is spliced from 3 exons.
AUGUCACCCUUCACAACUUUGCUUGGUGUUGUCGGCCUAGGCGCCUUGGCACUUGGCCAGGUUACCGUCGACACCACCUCCAAGCUGCAGAGAAUCGACGGAUUUGGCUUCUCUCAAGCUUUUGGGCGUGCCAAGGAGUUCCAGAACGCACCCACGGCCCUCCAGAAAGAGGCUCUUGACCUGCUUUUCAGCCCUACCAAAGGUGCUGGGUUCAGUAUCAUCCGCAAUCGCAUUGGUUCCGGCGGCAAAGGAGACAGCAUUCUUCCCACGAACCCUGGAUCGCCUACAGGCAAGCCGACUUAUACUUGGGACAACGACGACAGCGGUCAGGUCUGGUUCACGAAGCAGGCCGUCAGCUAUGGGGUGAAUCAAAUCUACGCUGACGCUUGGAGUGCUCCUGGAUUUAUGAAGACGAGUGGUAACGAAGCGACAGCGGGAUACUUAUGCGGCACAACCGGUCAUACCUGCUCCUCUGGGGGUUGGCGACAAGCCUACGCCGACUUCCUCGUGCAGUAUGUCAAGUACUACCAGCAAGCCGGACUCAACAUUACCCACCUAGGCUUCCUUAAUGAGCCCGACUUUUCCCCUGGAUACUCCCAGAUGCAAAUCAGCUUCAAUGCCCAGGAGGCCAUCUCUUUCAUCCCCACUCUGUCCAAAGCCGUUCAAUCUGCCGGUCUCAAGACUGCAGUCACUUGCUGUGAUGCUGUUGGCUGGGGCUCAACCGUCAAAUACACCAACGCUCUCGUUGCCGCCGGUAUGGAAUCUCACUUGGGCCUGAUCACCUCGCACACCUACUCAGGCGACGCCAACACCGCUCUUAAUACUAAGCUGUCUUCCUGGGUCACCGAGUCUGGCAUCACGACAGCCUUUGAUCUGACCUGGUACAAGAAUGGAGGCGCCACCGAGGGCAUGACCUGGGCCAACAAGAUUGCCGUUGGUAUCAUCAAUGCCAAUCUCUCUGCCUACCUCUAUUGGGAGGGCUUUGAACUCAAGCAGCUACAGUCUGAUUCCCACCUUGUUGAUACUCAGGAUGGAAAGACCGCGACGCCGUCCGCCAACUUUUGGGCAUUCGCCAUGUGGUCCCGGUACAUCCGCCCCGGCGCGCAGAGAUUGCAAACGUCGGGCAUGGUGGCAUCCGACGUCUUGACCGCAGCAGUCAAAAACAAGGAUGGGUCUAUUGUGGUCAUUUUCACGAACAAUGACAGCGCUGCUAAGUCUGCCAGCGUCUCAUUCAAGGGGUUCACUCCCAAGUCUGCGAGCGCGUGGGUUACUGACAACAGCCACAAGUUCGCUUCCACGGCGUCCACUAUCACGGGCUCGGAGGUAUCCGUCUCUGUGCCUUCUAAGGGUGUCGUCACCGUUAAGUUAAUCUGACGGAGUCGCGGAGAUGAUACCAUAAGCACGUCAUGAUCCAGCAACAUGCCAGAUCUCUGGCCAUUACGUGUGCACUGUUUAUUAUCCUAGGUAGAAUUGUGAUGAAACAAUGAUAUGUAGCUAUCGUCUCUUCUUUGAGAAUAGACCCCCAUUCUCUAGAUUCUCGCCUAAUGUGCGCCGGUCCCCGUCUUAUCAUGUCAGAAAGUCGCGGGCGAGCUCGACGCUGCUCUCGUGCACUGGAUUGUGCUCGGUGGAACCUGUUCAACUGUCAACGUAUGUAUCUAGACAUUGUUCUUCUCUAAACUUGAUGUUAAGAACCGAUGUGAGUUGUCAUAAUUAUUGAGUAUUUAAGCGAAUCCACUGGCU